Molecule: messenger RNA, 834 nt
Organism: Poeciliopsis prolifica (blackstripe livebearer)
Lineage: Eukaryota; Metazoa; Chordata; Actinopteri; Cyprinodontiformes; Poeciliidae
Exons: 2
Coding region: 1-834 (277 amino acids)
Source: RefSeq, a predicted model, not a curated record
AUGGCUGGUUGGUAUAACUCAAAGGUCAAAGAUCCACCCUACAUAGAUCCACCCUACAUAGAUCCGUCCUACAUAGAUCCGCCCUACAUAGAUCCGCCCUACAUAGAUCCGCCCUACAUAGAUCCGCCCUACAUAGAUCCGUCCUACAUAGAUCCGUCCUACAUAGAUCCACCCUACAUAGAUCCGUCCUACAUAGAUCCACCCUACAUAGAUCCACCCUACAUAGAUCCGUCCUAUAUAGAUCCACCCUAUAUAGAUCCACCCUAUAUAGAUCCGUCCUACAUAGAUCCGCCCUACAUAGAUCCGUCCUACAUAGAUCCGCCCUACAUAGAUCCGUCCUACAUAGAUCCACCCUACAUAGAUCCACCCUACAUAGAUCCGUCCUAUAUAGAUCCACCCUAUAUAGAUCCACCCUAUAUAGAUCCGUCCUACAUAGAUCCGCCCUACAUAGAUCCGUCCUACAUAGAUCCGCCCUACAUAGAUCCGCCCUACAUAGAUCCACCCUACAUAGAUGCGUCCUACAUAGAUCCGCCCUACAUAGAUCCGCCCUACAUAGAUGCGUCCUACAUAGAUCCGUCCUAUAUAGAUCCGUCCUAUAUAGAUCCACCCUAUAUAGAUCCACCCUAUAUAGAUCCGUCCUACAUAGAUCCGCCCUACAUAGAUCCACCCUACAUAGAUCCACCCUACAUAGAUGCGUCCUACAUAGAUCCGCCCUACAUAGAUCCGUCCUAUAUAGAUCCACCCUACAUAGAUCCGCCCUACAUAGAUCCGCCCUACAUAGAUCCGCCCUACAUAGAUGCGUCCUACAUAGAUCAGUUUUUCAGGAACGUUUAA